GUUCUGACGUUUGAACCGGAUUGGCGCUCCAGGCGGUGGUUGUAACUUUAUGACAUUCCGAUGUUCUUUCAAAACAUAGUCGUCCACAGUUGAAGAGUUUAAUUUAAAAGACUCACGGAAAAAAGGUUUUGGAGACUUUUCCCAGACACAACCCUCCCUCCAGCAGUGGCUGCUGAGUUAGGCUGCAGGCACAGAGAGACUGAGAGGACACCUGAAAAAUGUCUGCUAGGCAAUCAGUGUGCGGCUUGAUUGGAUUGCUGGAAGAGGAAUGCUUGCCAGAAGUUACGCUCCUUGACUAUACAUUUGACUCAGCUCUUCCUGGUAGCGUGCCUGCUACUCCUGUAACCGCUGGGUCUGUGAAAAGCAGGAUUACCUCUCUCCAGUGUUCCCAACUGACUUCAUCCCCAUAUUCAAACACCACGACUAAAACAACCUGCCCUCUGAAUAAGAGCGUGGAUCUUACCCAAUCUGAUGUUAACAGAUUCACAGGGGAAAAUGAUACUCGCAAUACUAAACCUAAAGUGGAUGGCAAGAAAAUGUUGUCAGAAACAAGCUCAAUUGACAGUACAAGUGAUAAAGAAAAUAACGAAGGCCACUCUCCUGAACUGUCCAAACAUGCUUGGACAACAACUACCGACUUUGAUGAUAACAUGAAAGACCUCUCAGAGAGUAUGUGCGCUCCUUUGUGCUGGAUGGAUUGCCGAUACUUCCCAGAAAUUACUCUUCUUGAAGUUACGCGUGAUUCUGAGCCAUCAGAAGUCGAGGACUUAUCCUCCAUGGACGUCACACAGGAUAGAACACCAGUGGCUAAUUUGGAAAACAACAUGCCUCCUUCAGAGUCCAGCAAAAAUAGUGGGACGGAGCCUGACAGGUGGAAUAUGGUUCAAAGAGAAGAAUUGUCAAGUAGUAGUACCAUUACCGGAAAUGUCACCCACUCCACAAUCUCCUUUAGCGAAAAAUCUGAUAAAAGUGUGGGAGGGAACGUAACGCAAACAUUUCUGGAACUAACGCAGGAUAUUUCUACAAGCAGUGUUUUGGAAAAUCGUAGGCCUACAUUGGAGCCCAUCGGACCAAACAUGGUGAAGAUUGAAACAUCAGCUGAAAAAACAUUUGGUACCCAUCCUGCUAAUGUCACACAUGACAUAAGCUCCUCGAGUGACAUGUCUGUUCAGUGUGCUGAAUCACAGCUCUCUGCCUCUGAUGUGCAGUGCAACAGUAGUUUAAAGACAGUCACCUCUGAGCUUCAUGUUGAACCUGUGCUUGACGUUAAUACUCUGGAAGCCAAUGACAAGUUUCUUACCAGCCAUGAUGCUGAAGUGACUACCAAGGAGACACCACCAAGCCCAAAAACCUCUGGGUCUGUUAACGGCAUGUUUACCUCCCUCCAGCCCUCUCAAUCGAGUCCCUCCAUGGAUUUAAACACCACUGCUGAAACACCCAGCCCUCAGAACAAGACUCUGGAUCUUUCUCCAUCUAAUGUAAACAGCUGCGAAGCGAAGAGUCAGGCUGCAGUAGAGGCUUCAGUCAUUAGCAACACUACCGAAGUUUCCGUGAAUCAAAAUUCUUCUGCUGUAAAGGCAAGUGGUUCAGGUGACAUGCUGAAUGCCACUUUUGACAGAGACCCUCUUAAAAAAUCCAGUGCCGGUUCUAUUUUAGCGGAAGCUAGUGCAGGAACCUUUUGCCUCGAAAACAACACUUUCGAUGCUAAACUUCUCCCUAAGGAAAAUGGCACAAUAACUUUGUCAGAAUCAGGCUCCAAUGACAGUCACCAGAGCACUUUUGACAAGCUCUCUCUUAAUGCAACCAGUAGCCCUAAAGAAAAGACUUCUGUGGCACACCAUCCUGAACAGAAUAGGACUACAGAUAAAGACUCUAUUGCCAAGACGGCUGCGACCCCUGAGAGCAAGUUUGAAGCCUAUACAGCUGUUGAGGUGAAUUCUGGAGCUAUUCGACGUAAAACUCAAGAUCUUUCACAAUCAGGUCUGCCUGUGACGGAUGGUCUUUCCGUCAGUUUGGCCCAUCAAAGCAUGGACACGGAAAGCAAAGAAAACACGUUCGACUUUGAUGAUACCCUUGACUUAAAGGUGGACUCUUUGGUCACUUCAACACCAAUGAUUACAAGGGAGGAGGGCAAAAUCUUAUUGGGACAGAGAAAACUGUAUGGGGACGGUCCCUUUAAGCCGGAGGGUCAAGUGCCGUCUGAGGUCCCAUCAAACCUUGUCUGCGACCGGAAAACUUUCUUGACGCUUCCAGCUGCUAAAUCCCUUUUGCCUCCAUUGAAAGCUGCAUCCCAGUUGCUGAAACACACGACGGCCUCCGCGCUUCCAGGAAGACUUGAGGCGUUGACAUUAGGACAGACCAUGACGAGACAGAGAGCCCAAGCCGAGGCUCUGAGAAAUACUGCUGCUUCUGCUGAUCCUCCACAGACUGCAGGAAUAUCAAGCUCAUACAAGUUACGUGCAACAACAACAACAGCAACAGGAUCCAAGCAACCCAACUCCGGCUUGCAAAGGCCGCAGUUAAGUGGAAUACCGACGGGCAUCCAGAGAGCUGCGACAGGUCUCAGACCACCAUCCAUGAGAAACCACGCAUCAUCUUCUUCAAGCACUAACAAACUCCGUGGACCUACAGGAGCUGCUUCUCCUGGGGCGAAGACUUCACAAGCAAAGAAGCAGCCAUUAACCAGAGGUGAAACUUUGCCAAUAGCAAAGAGGAAGAAAAUGGAUACUUCCUUAUCGAGCGGUAAUGCUGAAGCCUCAACAUCUUCCUGUGAUACUGCAAACAGAAUCAAAAACCUCAAACGGCCAGCAACCACUAAGAGAGCUUUGCCAGCCAAAACCCAAAGGGAAGAAGCUGCAGUGCCAGCCAAAACUUCUGAAAUCUCAACAUCCUGUGCCGCUGUUAGCAGAGCCAAAGCCCAUAAACUGACCGGCCAUAGAGCUCAGUUUGCUAAACCUAAAGGCCAUGGUUGCGCCAACUGUGCUGCGCUUGAACAGCAACUCAAAACGCAAUCAGAAGAAAUAAGGAGACUAAAAGAAGAGCUGCUGAAGAAAAGUAAAGAAGAAGAAUGCUGAUAAUAAACAUUCCAUAUAACAAUUGUGUUUAAAAGAGUUACCACUUGUUUUUUGUUUUGUUUUUAAUUGCUCAAUAAAGUAGCAUGUUUUUAAAAAAGUGUGGUGAAUUAACACUUUGCCCGCUGGGUGGCACCAUAA
Eleginops maclovinus (Patagonian blennie) is the source of this 3212-nucleotide messenger RNA. RefSeq lists its product as uncharacterized. The transcript is spliced from 9 exons. The coding region runs from base 219 to 3074 and encodes 951 amino acids. The record is from RefSeq and is a predicted model, not a curated record. NCBI's taxonomy places the organism in Eukaryota, Metazoa, Chordata, Actinopteri, Perciformes, Eleginopidae.